Molecule: messenger RNA, 1866 nt
Organism: Cryptotermes secundus
Lineage: Eukaryota; Metazoa; Arthropoda; Insecta; Blattodea; Kalotermitidae
Gene: parvin
Product: beta-parvin
Exons: 9
Coding region: 23-1660 (545 amino acids)
Biological process (GO): actin cytoskeleton organization; cell projection assembly; establishment or maintenance of cell polarity
Cellular component (GO): cytoplasm; focal adhesion; actin cytoskeleton
Molecular function (GO): actin binding
Source: RefSeq, a predicted model, not a curated record
CUAAGCGUACAGUGUGCAGAUAAUGAUGGAGGAAGAAGUUGAGCGUCCCGUUUGUAGAACUUUGUUUCGACAAGCUUCUCACGAAACACGUCUAGAUCCUACUGUUCCUUCAGAUUCUGAAGAUUCCGAAUGUGAGGACGAUUCAUAUUCAGUGCCCCGGGUUGUUGACGUACUCGUUAAACCAGAAAGUGCAGCGAAAACAGGAGACCAGUCCACUGCUGUGGAACCAACGCACAUCAUUAGAAACGAAAGUGCAACACCAACUGAUAACAAAAAUGAACCGAGCACUGUGAAAAAUGAAACAGAAAAGUCGGAUAGAACUGGAGAGCACAAAGUGGACCAGAGAUAUGUGCCGAAAGACAGACCAGCUACGUACCAUGAAAGUGAAUUACAAGAACAGAUGUACGCUUCAGUGGUUCGGCAAAAGAAAGAAAGACCGACAACAAUAAGCCAUAUUGAAAAUGAGACGUACGAGGAAGUCGAGACAAUACAUGACCAUCAAACAGAGUCUGUCGGCACUUUGAAAGGUUUCGCAGUGAUCAAGAGGAAAACAAACAUGGCGUCACCAAGACCGAAGUCUCCCCGUCCUCCAGUUUCAGCUCGUAAGGACGAAAAAGAAGAAUCGUUUUGGGAAAAAAUUGGCACACUAGGGAGGAAGAAACGCAUUAAGGAGGUGCAAGAAGUCCAGGAGGAAGGGAAACAUGCUAUCGAUUCACCAGGCAGUCCAACAGCACCAGAUCUGCCUCCAGAAGAAUACACCCUUGAGGAGAACGAGGAAAGGUCCAUGAUUGAGCCACGGUCAUUUGAAGACCCCAAAUUAAAGGAGCUGAUAGCAGUUCUAAUUGAAUGGAUCAACGAUGAGCUGGCAGACCAGAGGAUUAUAGUGAAGGAUAUUGAGGAGGAUCUGUAUGAUGGUCAAGUACUGCAGAAGUUGUUAGAGAAAUUGACAGGAGAGAAGUUGGAUGUUCCUGAAGUUACACAGUCUGAAGAGGGGCAAAAACAGAAACUUGGUAUAGUUCUUACAGCAACUAACAGAGUUUUAAGUCUGCCACGUUGGUCCCAGCAGAAGUGGAGUGUGGAGAGUGUGCACUCAAAGAAUAUUGUAGCCAUCUUACAUCUGCUUGUGGCACUAGCUCGCCAUUUCCGUGCUCCAGUCCGUCUGCCUGAAAAUGUAGCAGUGGGAGUUGUUGUUGUCCAAAAAAAGGAAGGUUCUCUAAGCCAUAGAACUGUAUUGGAAGAAAUUACAUCAACAUAUGAUGAUCUUGGGAUGCGAUGUGAAAGAGAUGCAUUUGAUACAUUGUUUGAUCAUGCACCAGACAAACUACAGGUUGUCAAGAAGUCACUGGUAACGUUCGUUAACAAGCAUCUGAACAAGGUGAAUCUUGAAGUUUCGGAUUUGGAUACCCAGUUCCAUGAUGGCGUAUAUCUGACUCUACUCAUGGGGCUGCUUGAAGGAUUUUUUGUACCUCUAUACAGCUUUCAUCUUACACCCCAGGAUUUUGACCAGAAAGUUCACAAUGUUAGUUUUGCUUUUGAUUUAAUGCAGGAUGUAGGACUUGCAAAGCCAAAAGCUCGACCUGAAGAUAUUGUGAACUUGGAUUUGAAAUCAACACUGCGUGUUCUCUAUAAUCUGUUCACCAAAUACAAGAACAUGAGUUAACUGGACAAUAGAGAAACGUACUCUGAAGAUCUGAAUUUACCCUUCUUAUGCUUAGAUAUGAUGCAGCAGAAUCUGUAUUUUUAAACUCCAGAUUAUAUCUUAAAUUGUAUUUUUAAUGUGUCCAAGUGCCUUCUAAGACAGUCACUAUUUAUUUUCAUAAACUGUAAUGAAUGUCAGUGUAAAUAUAUGCCUAAUUUUAGCCUUGG